This is a messenger RNA of Pseudocercospora fijiensis CIRAD86, 1578 nucleotides long. RefSeq lists its product as uncharacterized. Lineage: Eukaryota; Fungi; Ascomycota; Dothideomycetes; Mycosphaerellales; Mycosphaerellaceae. The record is from RefSeq and is a predicted model, not a curated record. Bases 1 to 1404 code for a protein of 467 amino acids. Gene Ontology annotation, cellular component: mitochondrial inner membrane. The transcript is spliced from 2 exons. Gene Ontology annotation, molecular function: magnesium ion transmembrane transporter activity. Gene Ontology annotation, biological process: mitochondrial magnesium ion transmembrane transport.
AUGGAUAGAUCCCUCGCUCCACAAUCGUUCACGAACCACGACAGAAUAGCGCAAAGAUCAAGCGCUUUCAGUACCAAUUCAACUAAGCGCGAGACAUUCUGGCGCAAACUCCGCCAACCACGCAAUUCUCCCAAACGAUCGCCUUCAGACGAGCUGCCCGCUCUGUCCGGCUUCUUAGACGACACUGCAGGUCUCGGUGGACGCAUCAUCAAGCCCAGCAAUGAACUCAAACUGCGAUGUACAGAGUUCGACGAGAACGGGAACGUGACGCUGGUCAAUGGCGAGUUCCGCAAGAGCGAGUUGAUCCAGAAAUAUUCUCUCCUACCACGAGAUUUGCGGAAGAUUGAUAGCAGUGUUCUGCCUCACAUCCUGGUCAGACCGUCAGCCAUAUUGAUCAACCUGCUACAUCUACGAUGUCUGAUCAAGCAUAAUCGCGUCCUGGUUUUCGAUGUCUAUGGCUCGACGGAUUCUUAUGCGCAGAGUCUGUUCAUGUAUGACUUGGAAGGGAAAUUGAGGCAGAAGCAACAAAGUUCUGGCGCAGCUGGAAACUUGCCCUAUGAGUUUCGAGCUUUGGAGGCCGUUCUGAUUAGCGUGACGAGUGGUCUCGAAAGCGAAUUCGAGGGCGUCAGAGAUCCUGUCGUCAGAGUCCUGAGAGAAUUGGAAGAAGAUAUUGAUCGCGAUAAAUUGCGAUACCUCUUGAUUUACUCCAAGAAACUCGGCACUUUCGAACAAAAAGCUCGACUCGUCCGAGACGCCAUCGAUGAUCUCCUUGAAGCAGACGACGACCUCGCAUCCAUGUACCUCACCGAAAAAGCCGAAGGCACAGAACGCGAAGACGACAACCACGAAGAAGUCGAACUCCUCCUCGAAUCCUACCACAAGGUCGCCGACGAGAUCGUCCAAGUUUCCUCCAACUUAGUCUCAGCAAUUCGAAACACAGAAGAAAUCGUGCGAGCCAUCCUCGACGCAAACCGCAAUUCCCUCAUGCUUCUAGACCUAAAAUUCAGCAUCGGAACCCUAGGGAUCAGCGCAGGAAUGUUCGUCGCUGCCCUCUACGGCAUGAAUUUGGAAAACUUCAUCGAAGAAUCGAAUUACGGAUUCUUCGGAAUCUCAGGCCUUUGCACAGGCCUCAGUGUCGUGGCGUGCAUGUACUGUUUCAAGAAAUUGAGGAAAGUUCAGAGGAUUAGUAUGUUUGGGGAUUCAGGGAUUAAGAAGAAUGCUUUGCCUGCUCUGCCGAAACGUGCUGGGAAUACUGGUGGUGAUUGGGAACAACGUGGAGAGAGUCUUGCUGAGACUGUGGCGGGGAUCAAAAGGGCUGAUAGAUUGAAGCUUUGGAGGCAGGCUAUGGAGGACAGUCAGGGCAAGGGAAAUAGGAUGCCGGUGCCUUUCGGGCCCUUGAGAUGAUUUAUGCAUACUGUUCCGACACGAGGGUUCUGCGUCGUCUCUACUCUGUUUUUUUGGGUCUUUCAAUGGGUUAGCGGGCAUAGCGAUGGCGUUGAAUGGUGAAGAGGAAGCGGUGUAGACUAUGUAGCACAUUUAGAUCGCAUGAUCUGCAAAGAGCAGGACAUUGUACUUGGG